Anneissia japonica is the source of this 962-nucleotide messenger RNA. Its product is annotated as superoxide dismutase [Mn], mitochondrial-like. The coding region runs from base 145 to 840 and encodes 231 amino acids. Gene Ontology annotation, cellular component: mitochondrion. Gene Ontology annotation, biological process: superoxide metabolic process. The record is from RefSeq and is a predicted model, not a curated record. Gene Ontology annotation, molecular function: metal ion binding; superoxide dismutase activity. Lineage: Eukaryota; Metazoa; Echinodermata; Crinoidea; Comatulida; Comatulidae. The transcript has 5 exons.
GAUCUUGUGCGGCCGACGUCGUGAAUUCCGGCGUCGUGUGGUAGAGUAGUUGGUUCAGGUCACGACGGUAUAGAAAGUUGGAGAGUCAGCUUAAGGCAAAGAUACGCUGCUUUUUAAUCAUUUAGCAACAUCAUUAACAUCAAAAUGUUGUCGAGAACGGCAAAUUUAAGAUGUUUGCUGGGGCCAACAUUGCGGACUGCAGCAGCCGUUUCAGUGCGUGCAGAGCACACCCUGCCAGAUCUUCCAUAUGACUACUCGGCAUUGGCACCCAUCGUUAGCGGAGAGAUCAUGGAACUUCAUCAUAGGAAACAUCACCAGACAUAUGUCAACAACUUGAAUGCUGCAGAGGCUAAAUUGAAAGAAGCCCAGGAAAAAGGAGAUGUGAAUGCAAUGAUAAGUCUCCAAUCUGCAAUCAAAUUCAAUGGAGGGGGACAUAUCAAUCACUCUAUCUUCUGGCAAAAUCUCUCACCAAAUGGUGGCGGACAACCUACAGGUGAAAUGGGAGGUGAGUUGGCUGAUGCUAUCAAACAAGACUUUGGGUCAUUUGAUAACAUGGUAGAGAAAAUGUCUGCUGCGACCAUUGCUAUACAAGGCUCGGGAUGGGGAUGGUUGGGUUACGAUAACAGGAACAUGUCUCUCACCAUCGCAACAUGCGCCAAUCAAGAUCCGCUUCUUCCCACAACCGGACUGUCACCUCUUUUGGGUAUUGAUGUCUGGGAGCAUGCUUAUUACCUUCAGUACAAGAACGUUAGACCAGAUUACGUCAAAGCUAUUUGGAAUAUUAUCAACUGGCAAGAUGUGUCGGAAAGAUAUCGCAAUGCAAUUAGCCAGGGUUUGUAAUACAAUUUAAUGGCGAUAUCAGAUAUAUAUUAUUAUAAUUAAAGAUAUCAGUGGAUUGAUAAUUAUUAUAUACAAAAUUGAAAGCCAUUGAACUGUUGCUGUAAUAGAGCAUAAUUGAAAUA